This is a messenger RNA of Penaeus indicus, 480 nucleotides long. RefSeq names its product islet cell autoantigen 1-like. Gene Ontology annotation, cellular component: Golgi apparatus. Gene Ontology annotation, biological process: regulation of transport. The record is from RefSeq and is a predicted model, not a curated record. Gene Ontology annotation, molecular function: protein domain specific binding. The transcript is spliced from 2 exons. The annotation marks the transcript as partial. Lineage: Eukaryota; Metazoa; Arthropoda; Malacostraca; Decapoda; Penaeidae.
CUCUUAUAGUAUCGAAUUCUGUUACUAACACUAUCAAAUACUAAAUACCUAGAGAAUUUGAUGGAUCUCGGCCGACUUACUUCACCUAUAAACGGCUGAUUACGUACACAUACACAAGACCCGAUAUUUUGGUUUCAAGGAAAAUGUGAAGAAACAAGUCAAGCCAGAGGAAAUCCAGAACAAAUAUAUUUCCCAUUUGUGGAUAGUCACCAUUGCAUGUCUUGUGUGGCACUGGCUUGAACCGCAACCAUGACCCAGCAGAUACACAGCUACUCGGGUCAGAGCUAUGACCGGUGGGUGGAACGCAACUCUAACAGCUCUGCCUUUGGGAAAGUCCAGAAGCAGUUCUGGUUUACGAAGAGCGCUGUCAUACGCAAACUCGGGAAGAAGGAGGACGAGCAUGUGGUUGCUUCAGAUGCCGAGCUCGAUGCCAAAAUUGAGCUCUUCAAGGCCAUUGAAUCCAGCACUAAAGAUCUGCAG